AUGACACUGCAUGUCAUAGAAAUGUUCUGCAUGGGGUAUAAUGAAACACCAGUGUCUUCUUCUAAGUUGCAAGGGGCUUCCCCCGUGCCCCUCCCGGCUGCUUCCUCUAUAAAGGACUCAGACGUCCGGGCCCAGGAAGCCCAGCGCACAGCAGGUAGGGGCCCCCCGGGCCGAAUGAUCCCGCCCUGCGGCCCUCUCCACCCGAGCCUCCUGCCCCCUCGGCCUCUCCUCUCCAGUGCCAAGUGCCACCCCGAGCCCGCCCUGCCCAUGACCCCACUGCGCUGCAGGACCAGACAGCCGGCCUCCCUGGCUGGAGCCCUCUGUCUCCUGGGAGGGCUCAGCCUCCUCCUGCUCGGGGUCCAGGGGCACCUCGGCGGUCCUGGGGUUCCCCGGUCUCCCCACCUGACCGCUCACCUGGACCUCCGGCGACGCCUCCUGAGGGACGCUCCCAAACCGGCCGCUCACCUGAUUGGAGACCCAAGCCGGCCAGGCUCCUUGCUCUGGAGGGACAAUUCGGACCAUGCGUUCCUCCACCACGGCUUCCGGCUCCAAAACAACACCCUGCUGGUGCCUUCCAGUGGGGUGUAUUUCGUCUACACCCAGACGGUGUUCUCGGGCCCCGGGUGUACAGAGGAUGGGCAGGGGACUCUGGCCCCCAACUACCUCUCCCACGAGGUCCUGCUGUUCUCCACCCAGUACCCCAUCCACGUCCCCCUCCUCAGCGCCCAGAAGUCCGUGUGCCCCGGGCCUAAGGGCCCUUGGAUCAAAUCCAUCUACCAGGGAGCCGUAUUUUCCCUGAUGGCUGGGGACCAGCUCUCCACCCGCACUGAGGGGGUCUCCAACCUGCUCCUGGUCCCCGGCAGUGUAUUCUUUGGCGCCUUUGCCGUGUGA
Messenger RNA from Tachyglossus aculeatus (Australian echidna), 891 nucleotides. RefSeq names its product lymphotoxin alpha (gene LTA). Gene Ontology annotation, cellular component: membrane. The transcript is spliced from 5 exons. The coding region runs from base 1 to 891 and encodes 296 amino acids. Gene Ontology annotation, molecular function: tumor necrosis factor receptor binding. Gene Ontology annotation, biological process: immune response. The record is from RefSeq and is a predicted model, not a curated record. NCBI's taxonomy places the organism in Eukaryota, Metazoa, Chordata, Mammalia, Monotremata, Tachyglossidae.